UUUGCACGCACACGCGCUGCGCCCUCUGUCGGUCAGUCUGGUCACUGCAGCAGCGGAACAUCAGAUCAGAGCCGCGCCGAGCCGAUACCACUCAGAAAUCAUGUCUGACGACGAGAAGCUGCCGUCCGGAUGGGAGAAGCGCAUGAGCCGGAGUUCGGGUCGGGUUUAUUACUUCAAUCACAUCACUAACGCGAGUCAGUGGGAGCGGCCGAGCGGAUCGGGGGCCGACGGCGUCGGCGAGGUGGAGAAAGUUCGCUGCUCUCAUCUGCUGGUCAAACACAACCAGUCGCGCCGGCCGUCCUCCUGGAGAGAGGAGAACAUCACGCGCACCAAAGAGGAGGCGCUGCAGCUCAUUCACAAGUACAUUGAACAGAUCAAGUCUGGCGAGGAGGACUUCGAGAGUUUGGCGUCUCAGUUCAGUGACUGCAGCUCGGCGAGGAACGGAGGAGACCUGGGCAUGUUCGGCAGGGGUCAAAUGCAGAAGCCGUUUGAAGAAGCCUCAUUCGCGCUGAAGGUCGGAGACAUGAGCGGCCCCGUGUUCACCGACUCAGGAGUCCACAUCAUCCUCAGAACCGGAUAACCGGCCGGAUUCCCUCUCCGUCACGCCUUCAUUCGUUCAUCCCGCAGAUAACUCACACAGUACACACAC
Molecule: messenger RNA, 649 nt
Organism: Labeo rohita (rohu)
Lineage: Eukaryota; Metazoa; Chordata; Actinopteri; Cypriniformes; Cyprinidae
Gene: pin1
Product: peptidylprolyl cis/trans isomerase, NIMA-interacting 1
Exons: 4
Coding region: 101-580 (159 amino acids)
Cellular component (GO): cytosol; nucleus
Molecular function (GO): peptidyl-prolyl cis-trans isomerase activity; protein binding
Source: RefSeq, a predicted model, not a curated record